This is a messenger RNA of Equus quagga, 1866 nucleotides long. RefSeq names its product leucine rich repeat transmembrane neuronal 4 (gene LRRTM4). The transcript has 3 exons. Gene Ontology annotation, cellular component: plasma membrane. Gene Ontology annotation, molecular function: protein binding. Bases 94 to 1866 code for a protein of 590 amino acids. NCBI's taxonomy places the organism in Eukaryota, Metazoa, Chordata, Mammalia, Perissodactyla, Equidae. The record is from RefSeq and is a predicted model, not a curated record.
GCACUGUGUCAUGAAGGUGGCUGUGGUUUCAGCCCCAGAGACCAAAUAAGAAGAAAGCUGAGAGAGGGGGGCAACGUUUUUGGAUGACAAAGGAUGGGUUUCCAUUUAAUUACGCAGCUGAGAGGCAUGCGUGUGGUGCUAGUGCUUCUUCCUACACUGCUGCUUGUUAUGCUCACGGGGGCUCAGAGAGCUUGCCCAAAGAACUGCAGAUGUGACGGCAAAAUUGUGUACUGUGAGUCUCAUGCUUUCGCAGAUAUCCCUGAAAACAUUUCUGGAGGGUCACAAGGCUUAUCACUGAGGUUCAACAGCAUUCAGAAACUCAAAUCCAAUCAGUUUGCCGGCCUUAACCAGCUUAUAUGGCUUUAUCUUGACCAUAAUUACAUUAGCUCAGUGGAUGAAGAUGCAUUUCAAGGGAUCCGUAGACUGAAAGAAUUAAUUCUAAGCUCCAACAAAAUUACCUAUCUGCACAAUAAAACAUUUCACCCAGUUCCCAAUCUCCGUAAUCUGGACCUCUCCUACAAUAAGCUUCAGACCUUGCAAUCCGAACAAUUUAAAGGCCUCCGGAAACUCAUCAUUUUGCACUUGAGAUCUAACUCACUGAAGACUGUGCCCAUAAGAGUUUUUCAAGACUGUCGAAAUCUUGACUUUCUGGAUUUGGGUUACAAUCGUCUUCGAAGCUUGUCCCGAAAUGCUUUCGCUGGCCUCUUGAAGUUAAAGGAGCUCCACUUGGAGCACAAUCAGUUUUCCAAGAUCAACUUUGCUCAUUUUCCACGUCUCUUCAACCUCCGCUCGAUUUACUUACAGUGGAACAGGAUUCGCUCCAUUAGCCAAGGCUUGACAUGGACUUGGAGUUCCUUACACAACUUGGAUUUAUCAGGGAAUGACAUCCAAGGAAUUGAGCCGGGCACAUUUAAAUGUCUGCCGAAUUUGCAGAAAUUGAAUUUGGAUUCCAACAAGCUUACCAACAUCUCACAGGAAACUGUCAAUGCGUGGAUAUCAUUAAUAUCCAUCACCUUGUCCGGAAACAUGUGGGAAUGCAGUCGGAGCAUUUGUCCUCUAUUUUAUUGGCUCAAGAAUUUCAAAGGAAAUAAGGAGAGUACCAUGAUAUGUGCAGGACCUAAGCAUCUCCAGGGCGAAAAGGUUAGUGAUGCAGUGGAAACAUACAAUAUCUGCUCUGAAGUCCAGGUGGUCAACACAGAAAGAUCACACCUGGUGCCCCAAACGCCCCAGAAGCCUCUGAUCAUCCCCAAACCUACCAUCUCCAAACCUGACCUCACCCAGCCCACCCUUGAAGCACCAAGCCCUUCCCCAGGGUUUCAGAUUCCUGGCACAGAGCAAGAAUAUGAGCAUGUUUCGUUUCACAAAAUUAUUGCAGGAAGCGUGGCUCUCUUCCUCUCGGUGGCCAUGAUCCUCUUGGUCAUCUAUGUGUCUUGGAAACGCUACCCAGCCAGCAUGAAACAACUUCAGCAACACUCUCUUAUGAAGAGGCGGCGGAAAAAGGCCAGAGAGUCUGAAAGACAAAUGAAUUCCCCUUUACAGGAGUAUUAUGUGGACUAUAAGCCUACAAACUCUGAGACCAUGGAUAUAUCCGUUAAUGGAUCUGGGCCCUGCACAUAUACCAUCUCUGGCUCCAGGGAAUGCGAGAUGCCACACCACGUGAAGCCCUUGCCCUAUUACAGCUACGACCAGCCCGUGAUCGGGUACUGCCAGGCUCACCAGCCGCUCCACGUCAACAAGGGCUACGAAGCAGUGUCUCUGGAGCAGGAUGAAACCCCCAGCCUUGAGCUCCGGCGGGACCACAGCUUCAUCGCCACCAUCGCCAGAUCGGCAGCGCCCGCCAUUUACCUUGAGAGAAUAACAAACUAA